Molecule: messenger RNA, 1512 nt
Organism: Lodderomyces elongisporus
Lineage: Eukaryota; Fungi; Ascomycota; Pichiomycetes; Serinales; Debaryomycetaceae
Gene: APN2
Product: DNA-(apurinic or apyrimidinic site) lyase
Exons: 1
Coding region: 1-1512 (503 amino acids)
Biological process (GO): base-excision repair
Cellular component (GO): nucleus
Molecular function (GO): phosphoric diester hydrolase activity; DNA-(apurinic or apyrimidinic site) endonuclease activity; double-stranded DNA 3'-5' DNA exonuclease activity
Source: RefSeq, a predicted model, not a curated record
AUGGAGCGAAUACUUUCACAAGAACCAUUCACAAAAAUCACACGCAAGAAUUCACAAUCUAUUCGUUUUAUAACUUUCAAUGUUAACGGAGUGAAGACAGUAUUUAACUAUCAUCCCUGGAACAAGUUCAACAAUGACUUCAACGCAAUGUUCAACUCUCUAGAAGCAGAUAUUAUUACAUUGCAAGAGUUGAAACUCACAGAGCAAACUAUGGGGAUGCUAAAGAAUAUCGGACAUCUUGAUGAUUUCCGAUCCUUCAUUAGCCUACCGUCUACGAAAAAAGGAUAUAGUGGAGUAGGCUUGUUUGUGCGAAUACCACGUAGUUCCGCGCAACAAGAAUGUCUAACGGUGGUGAAAGCCGAAGAAGGGAUCACUGGAUGGUUGUGCGCAAGAGGAUCUGAUAAAUCAUAUCGAGAAGUAGAGGGGAAAGUUGAAGGAACACAGGAAGAGGAUGGACACGACGCGUCUAUUGGUGGAUAUACAGAUAUUACAAAAGAAGAAGGAUUGGAAUUGGACAGUCAAGGAAGAUGUGUAGCAAUUGAAUUGGCAAACAAUUGUGUUGUCUUUGCAUUGUAUUGCCCAGCAAAUUCAAUGGGUACAGACGAAGGCGAAGCUUUUCGGAUGAAAUUCCUUACUCAUUUACUUUUACGAUGCCAGAAUCUUGACAGAAUCGGCAAAAAGGUAGUAGUCAUGGGUGAUAUCAACGUGAGCUUGGACCUAAUAGAUAGCGCUGAGGGUAUCAAUGAUCGAUUAAUGAAGAAUCUUAUUACCGAUUGUCGCGAUGGACAUACAUUUGAGGUGCAAAACUAUGAAGAAUGUUGUGGAUUCAAAACAUCACGACUGUUUCGGCAAUUAUUGAAUAGUUAUGUGUUUUCUUCAAUGUGGCAUAGCCUACUGCCGGAAAGUGAAAAAAUGAAUAAUCAGUUUUUAUACGAUACAACUCGAUACAUCCAAGGUAGAAGACGUAAGAUGUACACGGUGUGGAAUACAUUAACGAGCUCACGACAAAUUAAUUAUGGAUCGAGAAUAGAUUUGAUUCUUUGCAACUCACACGAAAUGGUUAAAUCCAUUUCGAAUGCCGAUAUAUGGCCAUUUAUAUUGGGAAGUGAUCAUUGUCCCGUGUUUACCGAUUUCGAUUUAUUACCCAGGAAAGAUGAUGUAGGUGAUUUUCCUAUACAACAAUAUACUAAAUUAGCAUUUGAAGCGAAAAACCAUUACAAAUUAAACAAAAGCAGAGAUAUUUCAACACUUUUCCUUAAUGGAAGAAUAAAAAAAAGACAAACAACAGAGUCCGAUUCAGAUACCUCAGUUGUAUCGGCAAGCACCACUUGGACGAACACUGAAGAACCACAAGAGCUCAAGGACUUGCAUACUUGCACCCAGCCAACUCCCUUAUCAUCACAACACAAUGAGGGAAAUAAAAAGAGACCAUCAAGUCGACUUAUUUAUACUAGUAGGAAAGUCAAAAAGCCAUCAAAGCCUCAAAAACCUAUUAAUCAGUUUUUUUCGUAA